AUGAAUGUGGAUGAUUCUAGCUCCAGUGAUUCAGAGGAAGAAUCUAAAGAAAAAGCUGAUAAAACCCCUCCUUUAGAAAGUAAACCAGAGUUUAAUGCUGUCAUCGUUCCUACAAUUAACAUUCAGGAUGAACGCAUUGUUGACUUAACUACAACUCCUGCAUUUCAGUGUUUAGAUGAGUUGUUUACUGCUGGAAAACUACCGGGGACCAGGGUGUCCGAAUUGAAAGCAAAGUAUACUUUACUGCAUGAAAUGGUGAUAAGCACCCAAGAGUCUGAGCUCCAAUUAUUGGAUGAUGCCAAAAAAUUCACCGUGGAAAUAGAAAAGCUACAAAAAAACUUGGAGGAAGCCGACAAGUUUCCAGAGGGAGUUCGAACAGAGGUCUCCAAGAUGAGAGAACAACUUCUCAAGUAUCAAAAUGAACUUAAUGCAGCAAAAGAAAGAGAGUUCCAAAUGCAGUAUAAGUUGAAUAGCUUAAAAGAAGAAAAAUUACUUGUACAAAGGGAAUUUGAGAAGAUACCUAAACCUGGAGAAUUGGAGAAGAAGAUGAAAGCAUUGAAAGAAAGCAGUGAUGAAUUGCGUAAAGAAGUAAUACAAAAGAAGAUGGAAAUUAAAAAUUUACGGGAAGAUGUGCAAAGCAAGCAGAAACAGUCAGUAAAGGACAAGAAAGACCUAGAUGAAUUAUUAGAACAAGAAGAUAACUUAAAGGAUGAAGUGGUCCGCCAUCAAACCGUCCCUUUGCAAAUUGGAAAAGAAAAAGAGAAACUAUUGCGAAAAAUACAAGAUCUAGAGAAGAAAAGAGCAGUUAUACAGGAGCAAUUAGAUGAAGUAAGUGAAACACUCAAAAAAGCAGAAGCCAAAGUUAAUAGUAUAUUGACAGAGAAAGAGGAAGUGGUAAAAGAAGUAGAAGGAAAGAGAGCUCUACUUGAAAUCAAAGAAAGAGAAUUCAAGCAACUGUCAAAAUUAUUGGAAAUAAACAAAGAGAAUGAAGCCAAUUUAAUGACUGAAAGAGGGAUCACGGAUCUCAGUUUGCAGAACUGCCUCAUGGACAAGCAUGGUUACCAUGAUGAGGUCACUCGGAAGCAGAGAGAGAAAGAUCGAGAUAUCAGGAAUUUAAAGAAGAUGGAGCUGCUCUUGAAAGUGAGCAAUGAUUCACUGAGUCAGAUUCAAUCCCUGCAUCAGCGACUCACAUUUGAGAUGGACAGCAUUCCUAAAGAUGAUUCACUAGUUGUGGAGAGGAGAAGAGACCUCCAAAAAGAGGUUGAAUUAGCUAAAAGGAAUUUAGCCCAGCAGAAAGUCCUAACAGAAGUGGAAUCUCGAUUAGUAGAGCAAAUCAUUACAGAGGAAGGCAAGCUUUAUAAGGAUACGGAAUACUUCCGAGAACAGUUAAACAAUCUUAACCGUCUGUACCAAAUCAAAACAGAAGAGAAAGAAAAGAAAGCCAAAGAUUACGUAAAAGCUCAGCAAAGGCUUGCCAGGAUAUUGAAAGAAAUUAAAAUAAAGGAUAUUGAACUCAGGAUAUAUAAGAAGAAAAAAAUUGAAACACGUAAGAGACUAAAGGAUUUUUCCAAAUUGUAUGACAUCAUCCGAAAUGAAAGGAACAAAUUUGUUAACAUGCUUCACCAUACUCACCAGAGAGUAUAUGAAAUAAAAGAAAAACUCAAAAUGGCAAUAAUGGAGAUGGAAAUUUUAAGGAACAGUUCAGCAAUUCAAGACAGAAAACUACAGAAUUUUCUACUGAAACGUUCUAACAAUCUUACAAUCAAAGAGAGCAUGGAAAAUGAUGUGUGCAAAGUUAUCACAUUACUUCAGGAAAGAAGAGAGAAGAGAGAAGAACAAUUAACUAGUAUUGACAGACUUGCCAACGUGGUCACAUCUAUUGAGGAAGAAAUGGUACAGCUCCGGAAAAAAUAUGAGAAAGCUGUUAAUAGUCGAAAUGAAAGUGGUGUUAUGCUGAUUGAACGAGAGGAAGAGGUGUGCAUUUUCUAUGAGAAAAUAAACAUUCAAGAAAUGAUGACAAGAAAGGGAGAUAUUGAGUUGCAUAUAUUGGAAGAAAAACUCAGAUUUCUGAGGAUAAAGAUUGCUGAGAGGCAAAGACAGAUUUAUCUUUCCCGAAAAUUGUUGCCACUGAAGAGAUCUUUGGACAUGGAUAUGGCGGUCCUCCAGAUUCAGUUCUCACAGUGUACAGAUAGAAUACACUUCUUGGAGGAUCAAUUUAUAAAUCCUAGUGGAAAGAACAGAGCUCGCUUCCUGAAAGGACUGGAUAUGACUUCGCAGGAAAUGGCCCAAAAGAUAGAUGAGCUGGAAUUCCAUCUAGCAGAGAGAGAGGAGAAGUUGCUGGAGAAGGAUUUCCUCUUUGAGCAGGUCACCCGGCUUACAGACAGACUCCGUGCUAAAACUCAGACCUGCAAGCAGGAUACACUUCUUUUGGCCAAAAAGGCAUGA
This is a messenger RNA of Gracilinanus agilis (Agile Gracile Mouse Opossum), 2445 nucleotides long. RefSeq names its product coiled-coil domain containing 146 (gene CCDC146). Bases 1 to 2445 code for a protein of 814 amino acids. NCBI's taxonomy places the organism in Eukaryota, Metazoa, Chordata, Mammalia, Didelphimorphia, Didelphidae. Gene Ontology annotation, cellular component: cytoskeleton. The record is from RefSeq and is a predicted model, not a curated record. The transcript is spliced from 17 exons.